Molecule: messenger RNA, 1660 nt
Organism: Drosophila teissieri
Lineage: Eukaryota; Metazoa; Arthropoda; Insecta; Diptera; Drosophilidae
Exons: 4
Coding region: 551-1588 (345 amino acids)
Source: RefSeq, a predicted model, not a curated record
AAUUUUCACCAAAUUCGGACAAGAGUAGUAAUUUUUUUUAUUCGGCUGAAAGGCAUUUAAGCUUCGACUCAGUUUUCUGAAUGGACAUCGAAAUAAUCCCUGGUCAACAUGUGUUUGGCCACCAUUCAUGGCCAUAAGCGAGAGUCGCCGCCUAGGCGUCGCUGUCAACUGCUGUGGAUUGGAUUGGUUUGUCCAGGACUGGAGCAGAGUGAAGGGGGCAUACUGGCCGGGCAAGUUGUGGCGCUUCCUCAACGCACUUGCCCAGUCGGAGGCACAUGAUCCGCCUCGUUCGCCUCCCUGUCCAGCCUAGAUGGUGACCCCAUUUCGAUUUCACUUCUAUCACUCUACUGCAAUUAAUCUCAUCUGCAUUUCGGCCUUAUGCGCUGGCCACGCCUUUCGGCUGUCUGCCCCAAGUGGCAACUUGAGACCGAGUUUGUUUAGGCCUAAUUUCCUUGCAGCGUUGUCAUUGCAGUCACUCUGUCAAGCGUUUUGCUAAUUGAUUUACUUGAAGGGAAAAGUUAUUGGCUAGCAGUCAUCCUUCACCGUGACCAUGGAAAACGUGUUAAAGCGACACAAUCAUUUGCUCCUCCUACUGCUCCUGCCACUUGUCAGCUUAUGUCCAAAUGCAUUGGCACUCAAUCGACAGGCGGAUGCUGCCCAGGAUUUGGAUAUGGCAGCACAGCUGGCGGAUGCGGAGGCCGAAGCUAGGCCGGAUUACUAUGUCGAUUCCCCGGAUACGCCGCACAUACGCAAGAAGCGACUCAUCUGGAUUACGGAUGAUGGCAGAUUGGCCCUGCCGCCGGGCACUUCGCUGACGUUCGUGCCAACCAUUGCCAUGCCUCUGGUUCGUCAUCCGCCCGAGGGAUUCUUUUCCAACCUGACCAUCAGUUUUCCCGUCACCAUUGACUUUGACAAACUGGGUCUGACAGACAACCAAAAUCCUCUCGGGGAUCUGCCGCCGUUGUUCGCCCGUUCGUUUGGUCAUGAGGCAGGACACAUGGUUGGUGAAUAUGUGGCCAGGUAUCUGCAUGUCCAGCGCAGAAAGAGGGAUCUCAGCGAGCAGCAGAGCAGAAGCAACGAGGAUCAUCCCUUUAAGAUACACGAAGAGGGUCCAAAGUAUCCAGAACUGCCUGCCGGACUGCAGCACAUUUUCCAUGGCGGAGAGAGGGUUCUGCUCUAUGGCGUAGUGGAGGACUUCCUUUCCACCUUUGGCAUGGAUGGCAGGGCCUGUUUGCUGAGAACCAUUUGCGAGAUGCACUCCCGCAGUUUGGAGAAGUUUGGUGUCUUUGGAGAAAUGACUAAGCUAUUUUUAACGGUAACCAAAUCGCCAUUUUCCGACCUGGUACCCGACUAUGUUCAAGCCCAGGAGGUGGGCGAGGGGAAGCAGGCUCCAGGAGAAUGUUUUCCCUACUUUAAGGACUGCCCGAAGAGUAUAUUUAAGGCCUUGUCCAGUAAAUAUAGCAAACCUGCUCCUGCAAGCAAGACGAAAAAGACCAAACCUACAGACAGACCGGUGGGCGAAUACCAUGAGGAGCAGGUGAUCCAGCUGCCCACCACUCGAGAUCAGGACAACAAUGUGUAUAUGUAGAACAAUUACCAACUCCCAUGCGAACGCCCAUUGUUGACCUCGUCUAGAUUUUAGGAUUACGAUUGAAUUGAG